CUUUUGGUUUCUCUCAGCGCUUUCUGGCUUUGUUACCAUUGAGCACUCAUGGAAGAUGUCCAAGAACCGCCUGCUUCUCGAAGCAAUGGUUCCCGGGACAGUGCACAUGAGGAAAAGAAAAGGUCUGGUAUCCGUGGUAUAAGCAGAAGAAUACGAGCUGGAUUCUCUGAUGCGCUUUCUUCCCUUGAUUUGUCAUCUUUAGUUCUUGAGGAAGAGGAUAAAGUUGAGUCAUCUCCAAGAGGUGCUCUCAACCCUGUUCCUGAGGAAUAUUGCUCAAUAAGUGAGGAAUACCCAGAAUCUGAUUCUCCUGAUUCUUCCAAGGACAGCGCCUCACUGGAUGCAGAAAACCUUGAACUUCCAGGUGCAGCCCUUCACUGGCGUGGCUUCAAGAAAUUACUGAAGAAAGGACCUCCUGGAAUGCACCUUCCUAACAAUAUCAAUCUGAAAAAUGUUCCUAAACUCACCAGAAGAAAAAGCAAAAGAAUAAGAGAGGAAAUGGUUCCAACACUGGCUUCUCCUUUGGAUCCUGAACUAUACUGUUUCAAAUCUUCAUGGAAGAAUUUUGCACUCUCGGAGCUUCAGGAAGCAACUAAUAACUUCAGCAAAGAAAAUUUGAUUGGACAAGGAGGCUAUGCAGAAGUUUAUAAGGGGAAAUUGCAAGAUGGGCAAUAUGUUGCAAUUAAACUGCUAACCAGAGGUUCUCCAGAGGAAAUGACAAUGGACUUCUUGUCCGAGCUUGGGAUAAUGGUCCAUGUUGAUCAUCCCAAUAUCGCCAAAUUAAUUGGCUAUGGAGUUGAAGGGGGAAUGCACCUUGUUCUUCAGUUGUCUCCCCAUGGGAGCCUUGCUUCAUUGCUUUAUGGACCAAAGGAACAACUGACUUGGGCAAUCAGAUUCAAGAUUGCUUUAGGGGCUGCUGAGGGCCUUUGCUAUCUUCAUGUUGGAUGUCAAAGGAGAAUUAUCCAUAAAGAUAUUAAGGCUGCUAAUAUAUUGCUAACCGAGGACUUUGAUGCUCAGAUUUCUGAUUUCGGGCUUGCAAAGUGGUUACCGGAUCAAUGGACUCAUCAUACUGUAUCAAAAGUGGAAGGGACAUUUGGAUACCUUCCUCCUGAGUUCUUCAUGCAUGGCAUCGUAGAUGAGAAAACAGAUGUCUUUGCUUAUGGGGUACUAUUAUUAGAGCUAAUUACUGGGAGGCAAGCUUUAGAUAGUUCUCAGCAAAGUCUUGUUAUGUGGGCCAAGCCUUUGAUUAGCAACAAUCGUAUCAAAGAGCUUGUUGAUCCAACUAUUUGGGAUGCCCAUGAUACAGCUCAGUUGGACUGCCUCAUAUCCAUUGCUUCUAUGUGUGUGAAUCCAUCCUCAAUGAACCGACCCCAAAUGAGUGAGGUCGUAGACAUUUUAAAGGGUGAUGCUAAUCUGGAAAUGUUAAAACUACAGCAAAAAUCUAAACUUCAAAGGACUUACUCAGAGGAACUCUUAGAUGCUGAAGAAUACAACUCAACCAAGUAUUUGAGUGACAUGAAUCGCCACAUGGAGGAACUUCUAGACUCUGAGAGUUCCAAUUUAGAUUCACCCACUCCGAACUGAAUCAGUUUUAUCCAUAGACAGCAAUCCUGUAAACAGAGCAGGUUCAAAAGAGAGCAGAGUGAAGAAAUUCAUUUUCCUACUCUCAGUCCUCAGAAAUUUGCAUUGCUUUUGGAUGAAGAAUCAUCACCUUUGCAAAGGUUAUGAUACAUUGUUGUAAAACAAUUUUCAGAAAAUUGUCAUUUGUGUCAUGUGUUAUUGUAUUGUUCUCAGGAAAUGUGACAAACA
Molecule: messenger RNA, 1806 nt
Organism: Rubroshorea leprosula
Lineage: Eukaryota; Viridiplantae; Streptophyta; Magnoliopsida; Malvales; Dipterocarpaceae
Source: the annotation of a GenBank genome assembly